AUGCGGUGUGUGACAUCUGUCCGAUAUAAAGUAUUAAUAAACGGUCAACCACAUGGGUUUAUACUCCCCUCUAGAGGGCUUCGACAGGGAGAUCCCUUGUCACCCUAUCUUUUUAUUCUUUGUACUGAGGUUCUCAUCGCAAAUCUCCGCAAGGCAGAGCAGUUAAAACUCAUCACGGGUAUCAAGGUGUCGACUGCUCGUCCCGCGGUCUCUCACUUACUAUUCGCAGACGAUAGUCUUUUCUUUUGUCGUGCUAUGAAAGAACAGUGUGAGGCUGUCUUAGAGAUCCUUCGCCAGUAUGAACGGGUUUCUGGACAGCAAAUAAACUUCCAGAAAUCUUCGGUUCAAUUUGGACACAAAGUUGCUGUAGAAUUACGGGAUGAACUAAAAGGAGUAUUGGGGAUCACCAACCUAGGUGGAAUGAAUACUUAUUUGGGUAUUCCUGAGAGCCUGGGAGGCUCAAAAACAAAGGUUUUCUCCUUUGUUCAGGAUCGAUUGCAGAAACGGACAGGUGGAUGGCCUGCCCGGCUACUGUCCAGGCGUGGGAAAGAGGUUAUGAUCAAAUCAGUAGCAACUGCUGUUCCUACCUUUUUCAUGUCCUGUUUCCGCCUUCCGAAAACAGUCACACGAAAACUCACAAGUGCGGUCUCAAAUUUUUGGUGGAGUGCUUCUGGAGAUACACGAGGACUACAUUGGAUAGCCUGGGAUAAGUUAUGUGUUGAUAAGGUUGAUGGUGGUCUGGCUCCAGACUCUUUAUUUUCAAAGGUUUUUAAAGGACGGUACUACAGGCAUUCCAACCCUUUGGACCCUAUCAAAUCUUACUCGCGGUCUUAUGGAUGGCGGAGUUUGGUAUCUGCUCGCUCUCUGGUAAACAAAGGACUCAUUAAACGGGUAGGAUCCGGUAAUUCCAUUCUAGUAUGGUAUGAUCCCUGGAUCCCUGCUCAAUCCCCGAGACCAGCAUUGCGUUCGGGAUCGCCAAUUGAUCCCAAGCUUAGAGUUGAAACUUUUAUUGACAGGAGUUCACAAUCCUGGGAUUUGGCCUUACUCUCGGCCUCUUUUGAGCCGGAGGAUGUUGCCAUUAUUUCUGCUUUACCUGUUGGUAAACCAGAUUCACCGGAUAUAUUGGGUUGGCAUUUGACAAAAACUGGUCUGUACACCGUUAAAUCUGGGUAUAAAGUUUUGCGUCAAAAUCAGGCGGCCUCGACGCCUACUUUUGGCCCUAGCAUUAUUCCUCUACAGGCUUUUGUCUGGCAGAUUCGGUGUCUACCAAAACUCAGACAUUUUCUAUGGCAAGCGAUCACGGGUUGUAUGGCGACAACAUCUAAUUUGCGGCGACGUGGUAUGUCAUGUGAUUCUGAAUGCGGUUGUUGUGGUGGUUCUGAGGAGACAAUCAAUCAUGCUUUAUUUUUAUGCCCUCCGGCCAGGCAGGUUUGGGCUCUAUCCUCCUUCCCGACAUCACCGGGCUGUUUCCCUUCAGAAUCUGUCUAUGCAAACAUGGAUUACUUAUUCUGGAGAUUUCAGCAGAAUCCUUCAGCGGAUUAUUAUCCCUGGAUUCUAUGGUACAUUUGGAAGGCUAGAAAUGACAAAAAAUUUAGCAAUUUGGACUCCAAUCCGUUAGCAAUUUUACAGAUGGCGGAGGAGGAAGCUAAACUUUGGAUUUCGGCACAAGCAGACACAGUAGGGAUCCCGUCCACGGAUGGGCCUCAUUCCACUAUCGGUCAUGUGCCUGUGGUAAAGGCUACGGCCAACAUAUAUAGAACCAGUUACCGAUGCUUUGUGGAUGGAUCUUGGAAGAUAACUGACCAAUAUACAUGCCGAGGAUGGUACUGCACUUCCCCUGAGGGGGACUUCCCCAUUAUGGGUGCGUCCAACCUUCGUCGCAGCUUGUCACCUCUCCAUGCAGAAGUGGAAGCUCUAAUCUGGGCAAUGCGUUGUAUGAUUGGUGCGGAUAUUGAGAAUGUGGUUUUCCAUACAGACUGUUCUGAUCUGGUGAAGAUGGUGUCUUCGCCGUCCGAGUGGCCUGCCUUCAAAACGUAUUUGGAUGAGAUCGUGGCGGACAAGGAAAAGUUCUUAUCUUUUGCGCUAGUUCACGUCUCCAGAACACAGAAUGGUAAUGCUGACAAGCUAGCACGACAUGCUAGAAUAGAGUCACAUCUAGUUACCUAUGUAAACGUUUUUCCUAACAAUUGGCUCGUUUGA
Messenger RNA from Camelina sativa (false flax), 2199 nucleotides. Lineage: Eukaryota; Viridiplantae; Streptophyta; Magnoliopsida; Brassicales; Brassicaceae. The record is from RefSeq and is a predicted model, not a curated record.